Saccoglossus kowalevskii is the source of this 1146-nucleotide messenger RNA. Its product is annotated as galactose-3-O-sulfotransferase 4-like. Lineage: Eukaryota; Metazoa; Hemichordata; Enteropneusta; Harrimaniidae. The record is from RefSeq and is a predicted model, not a curated record.
AUGAAGAUAUCAUUUGCGUGUGCACUUGUAGCUACUGUUUUCUUUAUAGCUUACACUUAUGUCAAUAUUGAAUACAUACUAUUACAGCGUGUCGAAGGGAUAACCAAUGAUCUCUACGGUGAAAACCAUCAUAAGGAAUUCGACUAUAAUUCUUCAAUAGAUGUUAGUUUGGGUAACUCAGUCGCCCAUGAUGAUGAGACCCACUCAGCGACUGAAGUCAAUAACAUUAUGCCAUGUACACCAAAAAACAAUUUCAUAUUUGUUAAAACGUCCAAGACGGCGGGCAGCACAGUUGGGGCAAUAUUGUUUCGCUAUGGCCUGAGGCAUAAACUGAUAGCUGCAUUACCAAACGCAUCACGCAUAUCAAUUGCCGAUGAUCAAGUAAAUGUGACCAGAUAUACAUGUAACAAUACAUUCCCAGGAUACAAUUAUAUGGCAAAUCAUAUCGAAAACUACAAUCACAAAAUAUUGAAUCGUUUCAUCCCUAAUGCUAAAUUUGUAACUAUAGUUCGAUCUCCGUACACUCAAAUGGAAUCAGCUUUUUAUUACCGAAACACGGAUAGUAAGUUGCAGCUAAAUCAUUUCAGAAACCCCUUUAAAGAAUUCGUUGACAACUAUGAAGUAAAGUAUAGUAACCACGAUAUCCAAGGCGCGAACGGUCAAUUGAAGUAUCUGGGUUACCCAAAUCGGCAAUACAAUAAUCAAAGCGCUGUUAAACAAAAAAUAGCAGAUUUGGAUACAGAGAUGGAUUUGGUGUUGAUCAAGGAAUAUUUGGAUGAAUCGCUCAUUCUCUUGAAAAAGCUAAUGUGCUGGACAAUGGACGACAUAUUGUAUGGCUGGUGCAAGCGAUCUAAAAGAACACGCUACCCAAUCACGAAACAUAUGAAGGAAAUUAUGUCAAAAUACAACGCAGCCGAUUUGCAAUUAUAUAAUCACUUUAAUCGUACAUUAUGGACUAAAAUACUAAACUAUGAUGGGGACUUUGAAAAUGAACUUCAUUUGUUUCGAAUAAGACAGCAAGAAAUUGCCAGUAUGUGUAAGCACAGGGAAAAUACCCAGUUUUGUGAUGGCCUGAAAAAAGAUGUUCCGAAACUCGUCAGCAUCGCCAGAAUGAGGCAGUACAAUAUAUUUUGUAACCAGCAUUGA